Molecule: messenger RNA, 2735 nt
Organism: Nilaparvata lugens (brown planthopper)
Lineage: Eukaryota; Metazoa; Arthropoda; Insecta; Hemiptera; Delphacidae
Product: endocuticle structural glycoprotein SgAbd-1-like
Exons: 4
Coding region: 220-957 (245 amino acids)
Source: RefSeq, a predicted model, not a curated record
CUUCCUCCUCUUCUCCUCCUUCUUCUUCUUCCUCUUCUUCUUCUUCCUCCUCCACUUCCUCUUCCUUUUUAUUAAAUCUGAAUCAUUACUCGUGUCAAUCACAUCUACAGCGUGAGUGAUAGGCCCACCUUAUAAAUUUAUAUAAAGGCUAUUAGCAGGUCGGGGCGCUCUCAGUGAAUCGACAUCUAUUAUCAGAGACAGUGGUAAGCUGAAUACACAAUGGAUAUGCAAUUAUAUUUUGUUUUGUUAACAUUUUGGGGCACAUUGUGCAGUGCCCAGUUUAGACCGACCCGAUUUCGUCUGACAGCUGAAAGAGGGGGGCCCCCUCAAGGGGCUCAGUUCGUGCCUAUCCCCACCAUCACCGGAUUUCCCACGGGGCCACGCCCCUUCAAACGGCCUCAACCAAUCACAGGCAUACCACCCCCACCACCCGAGCCGUCAGCAGCCAAUACGGAAGAACCAGUGACCCUGCCCAUCACAAUGGCCCCGCCCACUCUCACCAUCACCGAGGAGACAAGCACCGACUUCCUUCUAAUCUCCUCCUCCUCCUCAGCCACGCCUCCGCCACCCCCUCCACCAACCAAUAUGGCUGUCUCUGUCACACAACCACCCUCCACCUAUAAACCGAUUACAACGUCCACUGUUGCAACCCCUACUUCUUCUUCUUCAUCGCCAAAGGAUGAUGGACUGGUCUACAACCUCUACAGCCAGGAUGAUGACGGCAGCUAUUAUUUCGAAUACCUGACGAAACAAGCGGCCCACCGCAAGGAGCAGGGGUUCUUCAAGCGUGAGAGCGGCUUCCAGGACAAAGUGCACGUCAAGACGGGACUCUACUCGUUCAUCAGUCCGGAAGGCACGCCGGUUCGGGUCGACUACAUCGCCGACGAGAACGGAUAUCGCGCCUAUGAGAGCUCGCGGGUCGCUAGGAAAUUCGCCAACACCAGGCGGCACUUGUAGAAAUAAUUAGAAACUACUUACAAUAAAUUAUAGAUCGAUGAAAAAUAAGUUAAAUGGAGAAUAAUAUUGUAAUGAAGAAUUGAUUCUACUUACAAUUAUGAUUAUAGAUCUUCACUUACAAUAAAUUAUAGAUACAGUAGAUGAAAAAUAAAAGGAAUGGAGAAUGAUUGUAAUGGAUAAUUGAUUCUACUUAAAAUAUUAUUAUAGAUUGAUGAAAAUUGUUGGAAGAAAAUGAAGAAUUGUAAUUAGGAAUUAAUAUAUAAACUUCUGUAGAUUAUGGAUAAACGGAAAAUUGUAACAAAAAGAAUGAAGAAUUGUAAUUAGAAAUUAAUAUAAAGUUCUGUACAUUAUGGAUCAAUGGAAAAUUGUAACAAAAAGAAUGAAGAAUUGUAAUCAGAAAUUAAUAUAAUAAACUCCUGUAGAAUUAUGGAUCAAUGGAAAAUUGUAACAAAAAGAAUGAAGUAUUGUAAUAAAGAUAAAUUACUUACAAUUAUUAUAGAUCAAAGAAAAAUUGUAAGACGGAGAAUGAAUUAUUGUAAUGAAGAAUUUAUUGUAAAUUACUUACAAAUUAUUAUAAAUCGAUUGAAAUAAGUUGUAAGUAGAAGAAUAAAUAAUUAAUUAUAAACUACUUACGAUUAGGUUAUAGAUCGAUGAAAAAUUGAUGACUUGUAUACAUUGAGACUCAAAAACUGAUUAGAUUUGGAUUGAUGUAAAAUUCAAGACUGGAAUAAACUAAGACUUUGAAACUGAUUAGAUCAAUGCAAAUUUCAAUUGGAGUUGAAUAUUCUCCAUAACAAUAGAAGAAUUAAUGAUGAACAACUUACUAUCAUAAAUCGAUGAAAUAUUGAAGACUUGUAUAGAUUGUGACUUUAACUAAUUAGAAUUGAUUGGUGCAAAAUUGAAGACAUAAUAAUGUUAAAAUUGAAGACAAAAUAAAUGAGACCUUGAAACUAAUUAGAUCGAUGCGAAAUUUAAUUGGAGUUCAAGUUUCUUCAUUACAAUUGAAGAAAAGACACAAAAAUUGAGUCUUUGAAACUGAUUAAAAUUGAAUCAAUGAACAAUUAAAGUCUGAAAUAAAUAGAGUAUUUGAAACUGAUAAGAAUUGAAUUAAUGCGAAAUUGAAGAAUUAAAUGAACUGAUUGCCGGCAGCACAAAAGCCGGUUAAAUUUUAAUCGUGAUUAAUUCCACGAGAACCAAUUAGAGAAGCCGUCUUAUCAAAAAGACAUUCUCUGAUUGGUUCUCGUGAAAUUAAUUACGGUUGAAAUUAAACCGGUUCUUGUGCAACCUGGCCUGAGAUUUACAGUUGAUUGUUUUUUUCUUCUAGCAAUAACUCAUAGUGUUCUAAAUGCUAUUGGUUUACCCUCCUCCUUAUUAUGAUGAACCAUUUGAAUUUAUCAUAAAUGUUGAUAUUUAUUUAUUACUAUAAAUUACUUAUCAAUGAUGACCUCUCUCACCUCACAUAUUGGACAGAUUUCUUUCAUGUUUAUUUACUACGACUUUUGAUUCUGUAUCUCUACUCAUUGUUGACUGUAUACAUAUUGAUUUCUGUCUUUUAAUAUUGAUGUUUAGUCAAUUUAAAUAACAACUGUAUCGGUAUAGUAGUUAUUUUGUAUUUAUUUCUGAAUUCAAAAUUUGUGAAAUAUUGUAAAAAUGUAGAAUAAUUCUAAAAUGAAACUAAGAAAAUACUCUGAACAUUGUAAGUCUACUCAUCUUGUACAAAACCAUUUUCACAAAAAGUAUGAUAUUAGAUUAUUUAUAAUAAAUGAACCUAUUUAUUU